Ramularia collo-cygni is the source of this 1602-nucleotide messenger RNA. RefSeq names its product related to transcription factors. Bases 1 to 1602 code for a protein of 533 amino acids. NCBI's taxonomy places the organism in Eukaryota, Fungi, Ascomycota, Dothideomycetes, Mycosphaerellales, Mycosphaerellaceae. Gene Ontology annotation, biological process: regulation of DNA-templated transcription. The transcript has 2 exons. Gene Ontology annotation, cellular component: nucleus. The record is from RefSeq and is a predicted model, not a curated record. Gene Ontology annotation, molecular function: RNA polymerase II transcription regulatory region sequence-specific DNA binding; zinc ion binding; DNA-binding transcription factor activity, RNA polymerase II-specific.
AUGGCGUCCCCGGUAGCAGAAGAGAAGCAGCAGGCAGGUGCGGUUGAAGAAAGCGCAAAACCGGCAUCGCCAGCUCCGAUUGCCUCACCCAAGCGCAAGCACAGCGAGGCGACGACGGAGAAUGGACUUGGCGAGAACGGGGCGGGCAAGAAGAAGCGGCGCAAGGUCAACCACGCGUGUGUGUACUGCAGACGAUCGCACAUGACUUGCGACCUGCAAAGACCAUGCGCACGGUGUGUGAAGCGGGAUAUUGGCCAUCUCUGCCACGAUGAACCYCGGGAUCCCCCGAAGAGGAGCAAGAGUGAUAUGGGCGUGCCAGAGAUUGCGCCUGCUCCGAGUGAAGGUGUGGACGCUGUAGCGAAUGGACAGGCAGAGUUGGGUGCUGGAAUUGGUAGAAUACCAUUCUCGCAUGCAGAAGAAAAUGUGGGAAUGGCAUCCACCAACGGGAAUGGAGCCAUAGCAAUGCCACUUCCUACUUCUCCCCCUCCAAUCCAGAGACCUAUACCAACUGGAAGUAACACCAAUAAUGCCAGUGGCUUGCUGCAAAACUAUGACUGGAACAACAGCAAUGUGCGAAAUCAGUUCCAGGACAUGCACCACCUACACCCGAACUACAUGUUUAACACGUCUGAGGUUACAAAUGAGUAUAACUUGCUCAACGACUUCCUUAGCAACUCGAUCAUCGAUGAUGGUGGAAUCUACACAAACAACGACGAUGUGCAGGCCUUGUUCAACGAUCCACUGUUGGCAACCUCUUCCAUGAACGCGCUCAAUGCAUCUCUUCAACAGCCACAACCCACGAACAAUGCUUCAUCCUCACGACCACCCGCUCAGACGCAAGCAGGGCUCGAGAUCUCCCGUCCAAGCUCGGCCUUCCCGGUCGACACUCGCGCGAGGGAUAAGUUCUACAUGACAGCCGCUGACCCUGCUGGCCUCUCCUCCGCCGAAGAUCGCCUACAUAAGUUGCUGAAGGCGAAAUACGACGCCGGAAUGCUAAAGCCGUUCAAUUAUGUCAAAGGAUACGCCCGUCUGAACCAGCACAUGUCGUCGAAUCUCAGCCGCGAAUCCUCUAUUCGGAUACUUAAACAACUCGAUCGUUUUCGACCGAAGUUCCGCGAGGCAAUGCACUCUUUGACCGAUAUGCAGCUUGUGCUGGUAGAAAUGUGGUUCGAGCGGAGCUUGAUGGAGUACGACCGAGUGUUUGCGAGUAUGGCGAUUCCCGCAUGUUGUUGGCGUAGAACGGGCGAGAUCUUCCGUGGGAACACCGAGAUGGCGGAGUUGAUUCGUGUACCGUUGGACAAGCUCAGGGAUGGCAAGCUGGCGAUACACGAGAUCAUUGCCGAAGACAGUCUGGUCAGUUAUUGGGAAAAGUUCGGCGCGAUUGCUUUUGAUCAAAGUCAGAAGGCUAUCUUGACGAGCUGUACAUUGAGGAGGCCGAUUGCUGGAGCGACAAAUGGUACGACGAAUGGUGGUGGGAGUGAGGUGCCGAUGGAGACGGUACGGUGUUGUUUCUCAUUCACCAUACGGAGAGACAGCCAUAACAUCCCGUCACUGAUCGUUGGCAACUUCUUGCCCAUAACACCGAGACGCGAGCCGUCAUGA